ACUAUAAAUUCUGUUGUCUAUGGUUGACGCCUUGACGCUAGUGAUAGAUUUUGUUAAAAUUUUUACCUAGACAUUUGGUAAACUGCGGUUUUCGUGAUGUUUAAAUCCUUUUGAUGUGAUAAAACUGCACACCUACAACUUUGUCUUGAUAAAGAGAAUAUUUAAACCAGAGCAAGCUCUACAAACGAUUAUUUUAGUACGUCUUUUAUAGUUUUACAUGUGCGUGAAAGAAAUGUCAGUAAAGAAGAUUAUGAGAUACGCAGAUUUUUAAUUGUUAUGACAAUGUGAUGUUAGAAAAAGGUGUAUUCGGUUCGUGCUUUACAAGUUUGUAUAUAUGGCUUUGGGAACGAUCAAUCUAUUGUAAUGCUACAGACAGGCGGAGAGUUGGUUAGCUAGGUUUUGACAGCCGGCUGGCUCGUCUGUAUUCAUUUCGAUAUUGGCUUCCAAUAAAGAUGAACAGUCGCAGUAGUGUUAAUGAAACAAAUUUGGUAAAUUUCUCGGCUGAACUGUCAUCACUCAAUCAACUGGACACAAAGGACGGCUUGCUGAGUUUUCCGUUCGAUCAUAUUUACGCUUGCCAUUCUGAUGCAUCUGAUAGACGACCAGCAUUGCAACUAGACAAGGAAGUAGAGGUGUCAACGCACUGUGUCGUUGGUGACGAAAAGAAUCUCGCUACUCCCUCGGAGUUCCACAAGCUGCAAGACCAAUUGAGCGCGUUCGAAAAUCAAAACAAACGGUUAAAGGACCUUCUUAUAUACCACUUGGAUCUGAUACAACAGCAAAACGAAUUGAUAACUAAAAGGGACAAACUGUAUCAAACAUUAAAACAGGAAAAUGAUGCUCUAAAGGCGAAAUUAAUGAGGACAGAGCGUCGUGUGGCCAUAAGCCCAAGAACCCAGGCACUUAAUGCAGCCUACCACGCUUCAAAACCAACAUCCACUGUAACAUCUGGAUCCGUGAAGAACGAACCAACCACAUCUGAGAUUGUACUGAAUAGCUUCUCAGAGCUUCUUCUCCCAAGCAACGGGUCCUUGGUGUUGGACCAAACGACACCAAUCAAGGAGACAUUUGGAAUUGCUCGCCUCACUGCAACUCCAGAGCAAAUUGCGGCUUACACCAAAGAUCCGGAUCAGGACACAAAGAAAUUACUAAAGACAACUCUGGCCCCAGAGAAAAUGAUCGACAAUAAGCGAUCGUUGAUUAAGAAGGAGGUGCGCAAGGAGAUAAAGGCAGAGUCAGCUCGCUCUGGGGCAUUGAGUACUAAGACGGCCAAUAGCCGCAAGCCGAUCCUACAGCGUCUGCAGCGCAACCGGCGCAGGACGUCACCCACCGCGAGCGCGGUUAGCCGGCCGAAGCCGGCCACCAAGCCGGUGGAGACGCCCGCACCCGUGGCCACGCCCGCGCCCGCACCUACAUCGAAAUCCUCUACCAGAAGCUUCCAACGGUUCACCGUUAAUCGAAAAACGAAAAUGAUUAACACAUACGGCAAGUUGAAGAUACCAAAGCGUAAUGCGCAAUUCACUGGCUCUUUAUCUGAUAGGCUACAAUUAAUCGAUACUACCCCGACAGGCGAAGAUCCGUACCAAAUAGGCGAGGCUGAGAUGAGAGAACAGUCGCCAAUACAAAAACUGAUGUUGAAGCCAAACAACAAGAAGAAAUCUGGAAAGUUCUACGACAUGCAGGACAAGAUGAAGAGCCGCUUCUUGUUUAAAGACCCCUCGAAGAUCAUUAUGGACGAGGGCGACUUGGAACUGGUCAAAACUGAGCCAGAUAUCGAUUGGAGGAUAUACAACAAGAACGACAACUUUGCGUUCUUCAACGAGGGGGAGAAUUUGUCCUCAUCGCUGCCCUCCUUGGACGCGAAUGAGUUCCAAGAGUUGUUCACGUCAGAUGUCACUUUGGACAAUUUAGAUAGCCUGGACAACAUAAACACGCUGGAUUACACGCCAGUACUGCCCGAUAAGUCAAAGAAAAGGGCGGGUAGAACAACCAGCUUGAUGGACUUGGCCGAGGAGGACGAAGAGACGGCCAAAAGAGGAGGUCAAAGCAAUCGUGGUAGGAAACGUGCGUUUUCUGCUACUGGGCUAAUUAAGCAGACGAAAACACAGGCAAAGGCUAGGGGCACUAAAGCGCCACUGCGCGGCAAGAAGACUCCACCUCCCGGUAUCACGACGAACUCACCGUACAACACCGUAAUCGGUGACCCGGACCUCACCUGGUACUUGGGCCUGGACUCGGAUGUGAAACUCGACGACAUCGACCCCUUGCUUGGCACUGAAAUGGACUCGGUUGAGGUACCGCGUUGGCGCGAGAAACCAUUCGUAAGUUGUUACACGUUGGAGGGAACUGAGAAUGUGAAUGAGAAGGCUUUUGAGAAACGUCACACUAAACUCGAAGCCGAAGAGCGCCGCCAGCUGAGAUGGCACAUGCGCCGGAUAAGGGAACAGCGUCACAUGGAACGGUUAAGGCAACGGCACAGGGACGCGUGGUCCAGCUCGCCCGUGUCUGCGCCCUCCGUGUACACGGUGUGGCCGCGGCCGCAGCGGGACAUGAGCGAGCUGCAGAUCGCGAUAAACCUGCCCGUUGGCUCGUUUGGGGAGGACGUGCCAGACUUGCCCAAUGCCACAUUCAAGUUGCCAUGGGUGCGAACAUCAAAGGCAUUGAAACGCUCCAAAAGAUCUAAAACCCUGCACUAAGCACAUGAAGGAUAUACUUCAGUCAAGACAUCACAAGGCACAACCCCGUGCAGGCUCCGACACAGCGCCGUAGGAAUAGAAAAGUGGUAUUAGAUGCGGGUAGGAUAAAUACAGUAUGAUCGAACUACCCCCAUUAUACGGCCUUGUAUGGAGAUUCGCUGAUAAACAGCUUUGAUUUGUAGUUUGACGUUCUUGUGAUUUAAAGUUAUGAAUUUUUUGGCCAUGACAGUUUUUAGUUUUGACUACAAAAUUCAUUUUUUUUUUAGUUUUUCUGUCUAAUUUUUCACAAGAACUGGUGAUUUUUUUACGGAUAUGGUUAUUGAUAGGGUAGAUAAUAGAAUGUGGAAGAUAUACGCAUUCUAUUUGAAUACAAACGUUAGGUACCAUCCAUGAAAUGAAGGAACGUGAACGGAAUUCAAAAUUCAAUACAGGACUUGAAAGCUUAAAUAUGACCCGCUAUGUUCUUAGUGUGAAAUACUAAGAAAAUCGCGUCAUUUUCCUUUUUUCUACACAUAACACCUACUGACCAAGGUACGAAGUCACACAGAGUUAGAUCACACUUGAAUAAACUUUGAACGGCCAGGUGGGACUGACGUUGGACGUGUACGCUAGUGGGUCCGUGAAAAUUGAGAGGCCACAUAAUACACAGACGAAACUUUUACUAUUUGACUAGUGAAUGAGCUGGUUUUAUUUUCAUUUUCGUGAAAUUAGCUUUAAAGUAGUUUAUAAUAUGGUUUAAAUUCAGUCGAUUAGAUUCGGGAUUUUUUUUUUCAUCAUCAUCAUCAUCAUCAUUAUCAUCAGCCCAUAUAUGUUCCCACUG
Messenger RNA from Zerene cesonia (dogface butterfly), 3516 nucleotides. It is a transcript of the gene MSL1, whose product is annotated as protein male-specific lethal-1-like. Gene Ontology annotation, cellular component: MSL complex. The record is from RefSeq and is a predicted model, not a curated record. Bases 453 to 2696 code for a protein of 747 amino acids. The transcript is spliced from 11 exons. Lineage: Eukaryota; Metazoa; Arthropoda; Insecta; Lepidoptera; Pieridae.